Molecule: messenger RNA, 1461 nt
Organism: Polyodon spathula (Mississippi paddlefish)
Lineage: Eukaryota; Metazoa; Chordata; Actinopteri; Acipenseriformes; Polyodontidae
Product: carboxypeptidase B2-like
Exons: 11
Coding region: 58-1332 (424 amino acids)
Biological process (GO): proteolysis; fibrinolysis
Molecular function (GO): zinc ion binding; metallocarboxypeptidase activity
Source: RefSeq, a predicted model, not a curated record
AAUAGAGCUCACUGAGGUUGGUAACUGGAUACAUUUCGUUCUGCUGUUGAGUUCUGAAUGAAUAUGAAGCUUCCUCUCCUCGUCGCUCUUUUAGCUUCAAUUUAUAUUGAAGAUGGCACAUUCGUACCAAUAAGCGAUCAGGUUUUCUCAAUUACUCCAGAAACAGAUGAGGGGGUUGAAAUUAUCAAGAAUCUAACCAGCAACGAUGAGAUUGAACUGUGCCAUCCAGAUUCAGUUCACAAUAUUAAAAUUAACAGCGAUGUCCACCUGUACAUGAACAUAUCAGACUUGGAUUUUGUAAAGGAUCUGUUACAUAAAAAUGGCAUUAAGUACAAAGUAAUGGUGGAAAAUGUUCAAGAACUGAUAGAAAUGCAAACAAAAAAAGAAUCCAACGGCCCUCGAACUUUCACAGGAUCCUUUUAUGAACAGUAUCAUCCAUUGGAAGAAAUAUAUGCUUGGAUAAAUAAAAUAUCUCAUGAGCAUCCAGACAUGCUAGAGAUCAUAUUGAUCGGCUCCUCAUUUGAAAAACGCCCUCUUUAUGUUUUAAAGCUAACAGGGAGGAGAAAUUCUCCCAGAAGAGCAAUGUGGAUAGACUGUGGAAUCCACAGCAGAGAGUGGAUCUCCCCUGCUUUUUGUAUAUGGUUUGUUCAAAAUGCUAUUGAGUCUUAUAAUAAAAACCCAGACAUUACUCAAAUGCUUGACAACAUGGAAAUCUAUAUUCUCCCUGUAAUGAAUGCUGAUGGAUAUGUGUAUACUUGGACAACCCGUCGAAUGUGGAGAAAGAACCGGUCCAUAUAUGAAGGCAACAGCUGUGUUGGGACUGACCUGAACAGAAACUUUGAUGCUGGCUGGUGCACUAAAGGAGCAUCACAUAACCCCUGUGACAACACCUACUGCGGCCCCUACCCUGAGUCUGAACCUGAAGUGUCUGCCGUAGCCAAAUUCCUCAGAGAGAAGAAGGACAACAUGAAGCUCUACUUCACCAUCCAUUCCUAUGGCCAAAUGCUGCUCUUCCCCUAUUCGUAUUCCUACAAUCAGGCCUCAAAUCAUGAUGAACUGCAACAACUAGCAGAUGAGGCAACCCAGCAGAUUCGGAGAUAUUACAAAACCAGAUACACCAGUGGUCCUGGAGCUACAACAAUAUACCUAGCCCCUGGUGGUUCUGAUGACUGGGCUUAUGACCUGGGGAUCAAAUAUUCUUUUACAAUUGAGCUUCGGGACACAGGCAGAUAUGGAUUUCUGCUUCCCCCACAACUGAUCCAGCCAACCUGCCUGGAGGUGCUUACUGCAAUCAAAAUAAUCACACGCCAUGUCAUUAAGAAUACUGAAUAAGUCAUUCUCUACCUGUAUUGCUCAUGAUUAUGUGCUACCCAUACUCUUAUUUAAUUGUAACAUAGAAAUACAUAACUAUACAUCUUGAUAAACAUAUUAUUAAAAAUGCAGUCUUUUGUGUAUACAUUA